Molecule: messenger RNA, 6012 nt
Organism: Durio zibethinus
Lineage: Eukaryota; Viridiplantae; Streptophyta; Magnoliopsida; Malvales; Malvaceae
Biological process (GO): positive regulation of ATP-dependent activity; protein folding
Cellular component (GO): cytosol
Molecular function (GO): protein-folding chaperone binding; ATPase activator activity
Source: RefSeq, a predicted model, not a curated record
CUUGGAUCGGACAUUUUCAAUUUUCUUCCCAACGAAUUUUCCCGACAAGACAUUUUCAUUUCCCUCACUUUCUUUUCAAAAUGGCAACACCCAUAUUCCUGGCUCUUAAUCUACCGAACCAACUCUUACACAUCCCUUAAAUCCUCAAUUGAUAAAGCAGCCAAGAAACUCGAAACCAUGAAAACCGACCAAAACCCAAACAAGUUAUCCAACAAAAAAUCCAAAACCAAGAAAAUCGACCGUGUCGAAUCCAGCUGUGACCUUUCUUUAUUCAAGUUCUAAUCUGGGCUGUCGUGGCCCUUGUUUUGAUCGUCGCUUUCGGGUUCUUGAAUUCGCUCUUCGAAGGGAAUUGUUAUGAAGAUGAGUCAUAGAGGGCUACAAGGGGAGCAUUCGACGAAUUGUUCGAUGGUGUUUCUGUAUUUGUUGUGUUCGAUUAGUGUCGGGACUAAUUUGCAGAAGUUUUUGGGGUAUUCGCCGCCACGAGGAGCUGCUGAUGCUGGGUUGUUCCCAUGACUAGUUGAUUCAAUUUUGGUUGAUCUUUGGAGGGGAUUUUAAGGAACCGGGUAUGUGAAAUUUUUUUUUUUUAAUUUUAGGUACAGUUUCUCUAAUGAGAAUCAUGAUUUAGUUAAUGGGCAUUUGCAAUUUUUUAUUUUUAUGUGAUAAUUAGCGACAAUAACUGGUAACAUAUUUGAAUUUUUGUUUACUAGAAGUAAAUUGCGAGUGAUUGAAUUCUUGAUUGAAUUAAAUGAUUUUAUAUGCAAAAAAAGUAGAGCCUUUACUGUCUGAUUGAACUUCUUAGCUCUAAUAACCUGUAGGUUCUGUCAUGCGUAGAUUGGAAUACUGCAUGCUUGAUUGUCAUCUUUCUCCAAUCUAUUGAGAAUGUUACAGUGAAAAGUUUGAAGUGGAUGUUCCUCCAGUUUUUUUAUUGAAACUUUCAUGGAUCCAAUGUCUGGCCCCCUCUUACCUUAAUCAUAUCAUGAUCUGGAGUACUUUGUGUGAACUGAUAUUAGAUCCACCAUACAUCCUUUGCUCAGAGAUUGGGCAUUAUGCGUAGAAAAUGCCCUUUUGUUUGGGAAUGAAGUAAAUCUCAUUGUGUUCUUUGUUCUUUUUACCUUCUAAUGUUCUCGCGAUUCUAUUGGAAGCUUGAAGGAGGAUGACCUCUAUCAUGUGUAGAACUUACUGCUUGCAAGAUAGAACUGAGGAAUACAUCAUACUUGAAAGCAAAAAAUACUUAUGAAUAGUCAUCGAACUUUGAAAAUAAGGUUUAGAUUUGGCAUGCGAAAAUUUGUGAAAUAAGCUGUUUUGUUUUAUACUUUGUUGGGUUUAGUCUACAAUAGUGCUAGUGUUGCAUACUGUAGAUAUAUUCACCCGAUUCUUCUCUGAGUUCAUUUAGUACUCUGGAAUUGGGUGCAAAUGGAUCCAAGCUAGGAUUUCUCCAUGAAAUUUUCCUACAAGCUACAAUUUUAUUUAUCGUAGUACGCAUGUGCUAGAGGCAUGGAUAAGUUCUGUGUAUAAAUGCACAAGAUGACGAUCCCAGAAGACCAGUUUAAGCAGCAUUGUGUAACUUUAGUGCAUUGGGGACACGAGGGGAAUAACUUUUAUUGCAUUCCAAAAUGGCAUCAGCGACUACAUUUAUGUGAUCAGAUAAGACUUGGAAUAUGUUAUAUCCUGGAUCUUGUUGUUUGAAUGCCAAGUAAAAUCAAUAUUUUGUCAACACAGAAAGGAACUUAUCCUUGUAAGAUAGGAUGCAUAUUGCAGCGAAAGGAACUUAUCACAUAGGCAGGCAAGCAGAAACCCAUGAUCCCAUGGAUUGACAUCUUCCAUGGGGUAUGUAUGAGUUAGUAUAAAUAAGAGGACACCGUUCCGGUUCCAGAAGCCUAUAUAUGUAGACCAGCUCUCAUACGAUCCUCUAAUGGAAUGAAAAUAUCAGACAUAAACUCACUGCUACCAAUCCAAAAUCAAUCCUUUUUCAUUGGCAAAUGCAUAUGCAUGCUCUUUUUUACUCAUAGCAACUGCAAAGAUGUUUGAUCCCUAAAGACAAAGACAUGCUCUACAUGAACAGAAGUUUUAAUAUAUUUUAUGAAUGAAUUCAAUUUAUUUUCACUUACAGAUGCUUAUAAAGGUUUUCCCUUGUUAACAUAUAAUACUAAUAAGAAAUCAAAUAAGAAGUAAAAUUCUAAUUUUUUAUAAAAAUAAUUUUGAAACCCAAAAAAAAAAAAAAUGGAAAAAGAGGUAAGUGCCUGCCCUAACCCAAAGUUCACUCAAUGAAGAGAACCCCAGAAACCGAAGAGCUCUAGUCUUCUAGAUCCUUCCAAAAUCCUAAUCUUUUAAAAUUUUUUAAAAAAAUUAGUUAACUAUUUUUCUUCGCCCCAAUUCCACCGGACGACCACAUUCUAGACGCUUCCUUUGACCCGGAACCCUCCAGAGAAACCCUUCCCUUUUCUCUUUGCUUUUUUAAAACUUUCCUUUCAAUAUUCAAAGACCCCCAGACACAGAAGCCAACCCUCUCUCUCAAUUUAAGCAAACCCUUUUUUUCUUCUUCUCUCGAUGGCAAAGUACGGCGAAGGCGACAAGCGUUGGAUCGUGGAAGAAAGAACCGAUGGUGCCAACGUCCACAACUGGCACUGGGCAGAAACCGAUUGUCUCCCGUGGUCUAAAACCUUCUUCAACAUAUCCCUUUCCAAUCUCACCAUCGUUGAUGGUGAAGGCAAUCUCCACAUCAAGACCAAGAAGGUCGAAAAGGUCGACGGCGAAGCCUACGUUAAUGUCCGGAAGGGUAAAAUUAUUCCCGGAUAUGAAAUCAGUUUAAGUUUGUCCUGGGAAGGCAAAGCCACAGAUGGAGAAGGAAAUACCCUGUUGAAAGUUGACGGUAACGUUGAGAUUCCGUAUAUUUCAGAUGAGAACGCUGACGAGGAUCCGGAAGUUAAGGUGACGGUUGAAGAUGAAGGACCCAUCGGGAAAACGUUGAAGGAAGCGAUGCUGGCCAAAGGUAAGCCUUUGGUUUUGGAGAAAGUGAGGGAUUAUGUUAGAGCUAUGGCCAAAGGUGGCCCCGCUAAAGAUGAACUAGAAGCCAAGAAAUUGUCCCCCAAAAAUAGUAGUAAUACUAGUAAUGCAGCUUUGGUGUCUAAAGAGAAAAUUGGAGUGGAGAAGGAAGCGAAGAAGGAUGUGAAAAAGGAAGGGAAAAAAGGGUUUAAGACAAUUACCUUGUCGGAGAAGUUUAGCUGUAGAGCUAAAGAUAUGUAUGAGAUUUUGAUGGAUGAGAAUAGAUGGAAAGGGUUUACUCAGAGUAAUGCUAGGAUAAGUAAAGAAGUUGGUGGGCAGUUUAGUAUUUUCGAUGGGUCAGUAACUGGGAGUAAUCUGGAGUUACAAGAAGGGAAGUUGAUUGUUCAGAGAUGGAGAUUCGGGAGUUGGCCUGAUGGGGUUGAGUCUACAGUAAGACUUGUUCUUGAUGAGCCUGAGCCUGGGGUUACUAUAAUCAAACUCACGCAUACAGAUGUUCCUGAAGAGGACAGAUAUGGGAAUGCGACUGUGAUGGAGACCACUGAGAGAGGAUGGAGGGAUCUCAUUUUCAAUAAGAUACGGGCAGUUUUUGGUUUUGGAAUAUGAUUUAUCUUAUUUCUAAAUAAUAAAAUAGUCUUUUUUUUUUAAUCUUUUCAAAUUGUUGAAUCUUAUCAAACUUGUUUCUUUCGGCCCUUUAAACUUAUGACCUUGACAAUGACGAAAAUGUUGUUUUACAAUAACUUUGUUUCUGGCAGUGUGCAUUGUGUCCCCUUGAGGACCUUUAUCCUUGGUGUAUAACUCUGGCACUUAGUUGGUACUAUUUUCUCUGGAUAGUAUGUGAUCAGGUUGAUGUAGUUUGAAUUUGAUUACUCAGCUCCUUUUUCUUAUUUGCGAGAUAUGUUUUCAAGCUAAUUACUAGUCCAGUUAAUGUAGUUUUUGGAUAACCCAUUUCUUUUGGAAGGAUUUGGAUUGGUAUUCAUUUUAAUAUCUGGAGCAUGGACCGUGGGGUGGUGAGUAUGUAGUUAGGUAUUCUCUUUGGUUGAUUAGUUUGAGAAUACAAUUAUAAGCAUGACCUUGUUUCUGCUGUUGUAGCGGCCAUGAUUAUAUAGGAGUUUGUUAUAUGGCAUUCGUUGUGCUUUUAAUGAAAUUUCUGUUAUGGUUAAUAUGUUUAAUUUUUCAAACUGAACCACUUUCUUAUUAUGCAAAUUAUGUUGGCACUUGGAAGAGUGUGAAGAAACAUAGUACGCCAUGUAAUAUAGAGCAUGCUUAGGUACGGGUACAACAAAGCAAUUAUGAGCUUUGAAGAGGAGAACGGUUUGGAUUGUUGUUUGUCUUAAAAUAUCUUGAUCCUUAAUGGGUAGUAUAUUGUAAUGGAGAUUGUUUCUUUGGAUGUAUAUUUGUUAAAGGCUUGUAAGUAAUGAGUAAAAGAUAGCUUCACAUACAGGGAGUAAUAUGUUUUUUAGUGCUAACAAUUGCGUGGGCCGUUGAAUGAACCUCAUCUAGAUGCUUUGAUGGGGUGAUCGACUAUAUAUAUUAGCGAAGCAUUCUUAUAGUGUUCAUACCAAGAUGAUAUCAUUAGUAAAGACAGAUUAAAGCAUCAAUUCGUACUACUAGUGUCAUUGUUAGCAUGUUUGCAUCAUUUCAUUUGUUUGAUGAGUAAAAAGCUGGUCAAAGUCCUAUGUGUUUUAGGGUUGGACAUUGAUUAAGUUCAUUUGGCUGUUGAAACUUCAAUUUCUGCCCUGUAUCGGGAUUGUUUUAUCAUUUUCCUUGUCCUCACCCUUCAGCCUUCUUAAGAAUUAUCCUUUGCACUCUCUUUGCGUUAUAUAAUUCUGCAUUAGCACAGGGUCGGAAAUUGUUUUAGAGCUCACAUGAUGAAAUCUUUUUCCUGUAAAAUUUGGCCAAGUUUGUAAUAAAGGUAUCUCUAGGCUGGACAUAACAUGAGUUCAUCCGGGGCAAAGACAUUCCAUUUAAUUUUAUUUUAAUUGAAAAUGUCAAAGCGCUUAUGCCGGGAAACAUGAUCCAAUCACUUUAUAGAUUGGUUUCUUUUGCAUGGUUCCUCUUUUCCAAGCCUUGAAAAUCUUCUAGAGAAAAGAAAAAGUAUUUUCUCCUUACCAAAUGUAAAAAGUUCAUGUCAUCUUCUUCAUUUGUUCUACUGCUAAAGUGUUAUCAUGAUCUGCAUGCAAAGGCACCCCCAAAUAAAUGAAUGUUCAAUCAGACAUUAAAAUCUCCUCUGUUUGAUGUCUUAAUUUAUGAGAAAUUAAUCUUCAUUUAGUUUUAGGUCAAUCUGAAAAGGGGGCCAUUGAUAACAAUUGAUAAUUUAGUCGCUCUUCAAUCUAUCAAGGGUGCAAUCGAUCUUGGAUAUAGUUGUUUUUCAUCUCCAAUAUUGAGUAAGGUUGUUUGUCAUAAUUUAGAAAAAGCAAAAGCAGAAUGAAAACUCCUGUUUCAUGUUUCGUAUGAUCAAUGGCAUGUAUCUAUAUAGAUCAUGUCGUGCAGUAAUUGUUUUCCUAAUAUACACCAUCCUGAAAAGAUAACUAGGUAAGCGACCCUAGCUUCUUCCUUUUUUUUUUUUUUUUCAAUAAAUUGCUGUUGGAACUUUAGCUCUUUAGUUCAUAGAUCAGGGAUCUACGGUGCUUCUAAUCACUCAAGAAGUCAAGGAACUUUAAUCCUUUGCUUAUGAAUUUUUUUAUUUCUAGGUACUUACUCCAAAAAAUAGUGAUACUGUUAGAUCAUGCUGUAAGGGCCAUAUACUCUUUAAAAAAAAAAAAGUUAAAAAAUUCGGAUCCAGAUGAUCAUGUCAUUCCAUGUUUUUGGAAGGCUAAGUUUCUUUAGAGGUGGGUUUCUACGGUAGUAGCAUCAGAUCCAUGGAUGUAGAAUUUUGCCUUUUUCUCCAUUUCUCUAGGUUUGGGUCUUGGGGGAUCUUCCACUUUGUAUAUUAGUAAUAGUUCUAGUUGCUUUUUGUUCUGUAAAGUUACACAACUUAUAUUGAGCUGUGAAACCAUGAUUAAAAAGUCC